Molecule: messenger RNA, 832 nt
Organism: Carya illinoinensis
Lineage: Eukaryota; Viridiplantae; Streptophyta; Magnoliopsida; Fagales; Juglandaceae
Product: major allergen Pru ar 1-like
Exons: 2
Coding region: 105-587 (160 amino acids)
Biological process (GO): defense response; abscisic acid-activated signaling pathway
Cellular component (GO): nucleus; cytoplasm
Molecular function (GO): abscisic acid binding; protein phosphatase inhibitor activity; signaling receptor activity
Source: RefSeq, a predicted model, not a curated record
CUCUAGUACUCAUUAUCUCCCAAGCUCAAAAACUCUCUAAAGGUCUAUCAAUCCUCAUCAUAUAUAGUACCUUUGAUCACUUCCAAACUCGAUCUUAGCUCAACAUGGGUGUUUUCACUUAUGAAACUGAGUCCACCUCUGUUAUCCCACCGGCUAAGUUGUUCAAGGCCUUCAUCCUUGAUGCAGACAACCUCAUCCCAAAGGUUGUACCUCAGGCCAUUCAGGCUUCUGAAAUCAUUGAAGGAAAUGGAGGGCCUGGAACCAUCAAGAAGAUUACCUUUGGCGAAGGCAGCCAAUUCAAGUACGUGAAGCAUAAGAUCGAUGAAGUUGACCACACGAACUUUACAUAUGGCUACAGCAUAAUCGAGGGUGAUGCUUUGAGCAACAUAAUCGAGAAAAUCUCUUAUGAGAUCAAGAUAGUGGCAUCUCCUGAUGGAGGAUCCAUCUUGAAGAGCAUAAGCCACUACCACACCAUAGGCGACCACGAGAUCAAGGAAGAGCAAGUUAAGGCUGGCAAAGAAAAGGCAGCUGGUCUUUUCAAGGCUGUUGAGGGCUACCUCUUGGCACAUCCUGAUGCCUACAACUAAAUUAAGCUUGAUCGAUCGAUCGUGUCUGCUCAAUCAUAAGCAAACUUAUAAGUCGUGGCUUUAUGUUGUGUUUAUAUCAAAUAUUGGUUUUGGGGUUUCUGAUUAUAUAAAAGAGGUUGCAUGCAGUUGUGAUCAUCAGCUUUGUGAUGUUGUACUAGCUAGUUGGAAGAGUUUAAAUUAAGCGAAUGCUGUAUUUUGCUGUUGAUUGAGAUAAUAUAUAUUCUACGUUGCAUUACUUUAAUUAA